AAACAAGGGCUUGGCAAAAGUGACAAGAAGAUUAAAGCAUUUGUGACCACACAGUCAUCGACUCUCUGCUUUUGUGCUUUGCCCAAAUAAGAAUUAAGGCAGCACCAAGUGCAGACAGCAGGGGAAGGAAGAGAGGGCCCUGAGCGCGCACUGGCAGCGUUUGGGAGCGAUAUUGCAGUCCUGGUGACAACAGGGCCGGAAGACGGAGACUUUCAAAUAUAUGAUAAACGAACGGAGCGUUCAGAGCCCAAAUCAAUAAACACAGACAUGAAGUGAACAGACGGGAAGAGAAGGAAAAGAGAACAUGAAGGCACCAUAAAAUCCUGCUGCCCGUCACAACAUGGAAGCCAUUGCCAAGUUCGACUUCACCGCCUCCGGUGAGGAUGAGCUGAGCUUUCACACUGGAGACGUUCUGAAGAUCCUAAGUAACCAAGAAGAGUGGUUCAAGGCAGAGCUUGGGAGCCAAGAAGGAUAUGUGCCCAAGAAUUUUAUAGACAUCCAGUUUCCUGAAUGGUUUCAUGAAGGCCUCUCGCGACACCAGGCAGAGAACUUACUGAUGGGCAAGGAGGUUGGUUUCUUCAUCAUCCGGGCAAGCCAGAGCUCCCCAGGGGACUUCUCCAUCUCCGUCAGGCAUGAGGAUGAUGUUCAGCACUUCAAGGUCAUGAGAGACAACAGGGGUAAUUACUUCCUGUGGACAGAGAAGUUUCCAUCUCUAAAUAAGCUGGUGGACUACUACAGGACGACCUCCAUCUCCAAACAGAAGCAGAUCUUUCUGAGAGAUAGAGCCCAGGAGGAUCAGGGGCACCGGGGCAACAGCCUGGACCGGAGGCCCCAGGGGGGCCCGCACCUGAGCGGGGCUGUGGGGGAAGAAAUCCGGCCCGCUAUGAACCGGAAGCUGUCGGAUCACCCAGCGCCCCCUCCCUCGCAGUACCCCCCGGCACCGCAGCAGCAGCGCUAUCUGCAGCACCCCCACUUUCAUCAGGACCGCAGGGGAGGCAGCCUUGACAUCAACGACGGGCUCUGUGGCGUGGGCGUGAGCAGCGAGAUGAACGCCGCCCUCAUGCACCGGAGACACACAGACCCAGUGCAGCUCCAAGUGGCCGGGCGAGUGCGGUGGGCCCGGGCGCUGUACGACUUCGAGGCGCUGGAGGACGACGAGCUGGGCUUCCGCUGCGGGGAGGUGGUGGAGGUCCUGGACAGCUCCAACCCGUCCUGGUGGACCGGCCGCCUGCACAACAAGCUGGGCCUCUUCCCCGCCAACUACGUGGCCCCCAUGUUGCGAUGAGGCCCUUCCGGCGGGGCCAGAGGCUUUGGUCUGAAGCUGCCUGCAAGAGAGGGGGCAGGGAAGAAAAGCUGGAACUAGAGAUACACACGUGUAUGUGUGUGUACGCACACACACGCCUAUGUGUACAUACAUUUGAUAAUAGUAAUUUAUUGGCGAUUCAGUUGCUUCAUUAGUCGAUGUGAAAGGAAGUCAGGUGGAGAAAUUUUCAUUCUUGUUUUUCUGCUCUCCUCUCAGCAGGGGUGUGGAAGGCAGGGGGAAAGUUGGAGUGGGGGGCGGCAGGGACGUGAAACCGAAAUUCCUCCUGCUCUUAAGACUGACCGCUUCCUCCUGGUCUUGGGAAGUUUCGCUGAGCUGAGAGCCACAUCCCGGCGUUGGAUGCAGACCAGGGUGCAAGCCGGCCCCGGGGGCACCUGGGGGGCAUGUUGCAGCUUGCCCCCAAACCCCGCUCCCCUUGAGGUUUUGCAGGGCAAUUUCCCUCCUGUUCUACCAGAGUGGGCACUGCUCGGUUGAGGCCAAAGAGCAGCCACACAGGACCAGAGCAGCAGAGGCCUGGAGGCCUGGGCGAGGCUGGCCUCCUGCUCCGUGCUCAGCGGAGACCUUCGCCUCCCUCGACGGAGUGCCAGUUUCCUUCUGCCACGGAGAAACAGAGACCUCGAGGAGCCCAGCACCGGCAAAUGGAGGGAUUUGCACAAAUCCCCAGUGGUUUACUUGUGUGUCCCCCUCUGUUUCCCCGGAUACCAAGAAAACAGCCACUGACGUUCUGUAAAGUGCUUGGAGAAGCCCUGGCUGAGAAUGCGGGAUUUUAAACCCAUUGUUUCAUGGCUCCCAGGGCGUCUCCUCAGGUCUCUAUUGGUUUUCCUGUGUCUUGAGGCUGCUUUGCCCAGUGGCAGAGAGGGGAGCCCACUCCACAGAAGCAUUGACCAGCAGCUGUUGACUGGUUGACUGACUGAACGUGACCCUGGGAGGGAGCCGGCUUUGACAGGGGCUUCCUGUUGGGUCUGCCUGUAGAAUCGUUGUUGGCAUUCCCACCCGACCCCCCACAUCGACCCAAGAGCUGCGCCUGGGGAGAGGGAUCCCCCUGCCACUGUCUCUCCUGCCACCUCAAAAGAGAAUUGUGUUUCCUUGGGCUCAGCUAGGGGUGUGGAGCACAGACGGGCCUGGCUGGGGAGGAGAGACACUGGGGAAGGAAACCGUGUUCUGGUGGAGGCCGGGAGCAAGCCCGUCUGCACCGGGAGCCCUGAGAAGAGGGGAUGUGUGCGUGACUGAGGCCUGAGUGAAAGCGUGGCGUGCGCGUGUUGGUGAGGGAGAAUGGUGGGGGGUGAGGUGUGCCUGCUCUUUUGUCUUCUUUCCCAUCCCUUCUUGCUCCAAGGAGUGACGGAGGCAGUCAUUAUCGAGAGUGAAAAGAGGAGAAGAAAGAGUUUCUGGCUCAGAAGCAACUGUCAGGGUAACGUAGGCCGUAGGCCGAGUCCCUUUGACUCUGAAUUCUAGGAGUCUGUGAUCCCUGUGUUGCCUUUAGAAAAAAAAAGGGAGGGGGGUGGGGAAAGAAGGCACUCCAUGGCGAGUCUUGGGAGGGAAGAGAAAACAGCCUGAGAGAGGCAGGGGGAGUCAAGUGACAGUAAGGAGCAUCUGGCUCGCAGCCUUUAGAAAUCAAAGCACAGAAAGGGAAAGGUAGCAGAGAUGUUUCAAAAGAUCAAAGAGCAGCAUGAGAGACACAAAGGGAGGGAAAGGGAGUGAGGUGGUAAGUGGCACAGGCGAGGAAGACUCGAAGACGGUGGAGAGUCAGCGGGUGGAGGGAUGGAGCAGGUGGGGAAGGAGCAGUUACCGCGGAGCCAUGACUGCCGGGGCGAAGAUACCGCAGGAGUGCAGAGGACCAAACAGGGAGAGAGGAAAGCAAGACAGAGAAGACCUAAAAGCUAUUUUGGUGCUAGGUAAUGUGAACAUGUUACAGUAAAUAAAAGCCAAAAGUGA
This is a messenger RNA of Suricata suricatta (meerkat), 3253 nucleotides long. It is a transcript of the gene GRAP2, whose product is annotated as GRB2 related adaptor protein 2. Lineage: Eukaryota; Metazoa; Chordata; Mammalia; Carnivora; Herpestidae. The transcript is spliced from 8 exons. Bases 341 to 1285 code for a protein of 314 amino acids. The record is from RefSeq and is a predicted model, not a curated record. Gene Ontology annotation, molecular function: protein binding.